AUGCUGGUGUUACUGAUCAACGCAUUUCUGGCAAUUACGUUCGACCUUAGAUGAGGGUCUCAAUGGGGUGGUGGCUUUUACGGUUAUCGGCUAAAAUUUUGGCUCUUUUACGGCUAUCGGUUAAUUUUUUUCAGUUACGGUUAACGAGUUAAAAAUUAACUUCUUUUGUUUCAAAAAGUUAAAUAUUAAUUAACCUGUAUUUUUUGUAUCUUUAAAUCAAAAUAAAGGUCUUGAGAUCAUCUCGGGAUGAAAUAAGCUAUUCUUUUCAAAAAUUUCAACAUUUGAUAGAUAUUAUUUUACACAUAGAAAUGUCAAUAGUCAAUUUAAAAAUAAUCUUUGUGAAAAAGCAAAAGCAGACACGCGAACGUCCAACUGAAGGCCGGGGCGCGACAUUCAUUAUAACAGAAAUGGCCGUUUUCACACUAGAGAAGGAUUAUUCGUGUGAGACGAGUUAUCCGUUUGAUGAUUCGAGUCAGAUAGGUGAUACGUCUUAAUUUGGCAAUAGAAUAGUUUUAAUUUUGAAUGAACAAUCCGCCUGACUUUUGAAGACAGGAUUAUCCGUUCCAGAUAGCCUGUGUACAGCCGCGCCCUCCCCUCAGAAAAAAAUCGGAGAAGGGAUGUCUGUGGGGAGGGCGCGACUGUGCACAGUCUAGUCUUAAACGGAUGAUCCAUUUCUAGGACUAGUGUGAAAACGGCCAAUAACAAAAUUCCCGUGUCCAGUGUUUUUAAUGAUAGCGAAGGACUGUACGGAACGACUGUCUGCCGUUGCCUUGUCCGUAGGCCGCAUUAUUCCGAGCGGCUGAUGCCUUUCUGGUCACGUGGUCCGAGCGAGUUCGCCACUAAAAUGCCUUGACCGAGAUUGCAUGGGAAGACGCCGAACAGGGACUAGGCAUGGCGAUGUCUACCGUAGCGUCCGAGAAAGACAGGGAAAUGUUGUUUAUCGGCAACGUGUUUUACAAACAGUGACUUCUCUGCGUGUUGUUUCACUAGUGUUUCGAGGGCACGGCUUCCUGAAAAAUGCAAAUAUUAAUCCCCAGCAAGAAGCCACACUUUCGCUAUGGAAAAAAUUAGUUCCCCAAGAAAGCGCCGGAAAUGGAGCCUAGGUCUUGGUUAACACCUAAAAGGCGCUUCGCCUAACGUGCGUACGGAGUCACACUAGCCGGGAAAUAAAAAUGAGUUUAGUACCUUCCUUAAAAGAAGCAAAUCUAGGGAACACUUUCUUUUACGGUUAACUCUUUUUUACGCUAUUUACGGCUAACGGUUAAAAUUUUUUUUAUUUUUACGGCUAUCGGCUAAAUUUUUGGCCGUUUUACGCCUAUCGUUUAACCCCAUUGAGACCCUCUUAGAUAUUACACCUGGAAGACAAAUGAUAAGGCCAUUGCGAUAGUGGCUGUCGAGUGGUUGUCCUGUGUUGUCCUUUCAUCGCUUUUCUGUCUUCAAGUUUUUUAUAUCGAUCUCGGUAAUGCUCCUGUGACUUUAUAUCACCACGUUUAUGUAGCCAAGAAUCUUACUUUUGUGAGAACAAUUAUGUUUGUGUUUACCGUCUCUACAAUUGUAUUUGGCGUCUUGGUGUUGUGGUGGUCAGUGCGAAGAAGG
Molecule: messenger RNA, 1596 nt
Organism: Porites evermanni
Lineage: Eukaryota; Metazoa; Cnidaria; Anthozoa; Scleractinia; Poritidae
Source: the annotation of a GenBank genome assembly